This is a messenger RNA of Ctenopharyngodon idella (grass carp), 2391 nucleotides long. RefSeq names its product retinol dehydrogenase 8. Gene Ontology annotation, cellular component: cytoplasm. The record is from RefSeq and is a predicted model, not a curated record. NCBI's taxonomy places the organism in Eukaryota, Metazoa, Chordata, Actinopteri, Cypriniformes, Xenocyprididae. Gene Ontology annotation, biological process: estrogen biosynthetic process. The transcript is spliced from 8 exons. Gene Ontology annotation, molecular function: estradiol 17-beta-dehydrogenase [NAD(P)+] activity. Bases 1422 to 2354 code for a protein of 310 amino acids.
AAUAAGGGAUAUAAUCUGAUUAGAAGGGUGAAUCUCACAAAACUUGUCAAAAACUCGCCCAGCUGGCCAUAAAACCCCUAAAACCAAAAUGAAUUGAAAUAAUUAAAAAACAAAACAAAACACUGUCUUACAGUAAUGAGAAAUAUAACUUAGUAAAAUGGUAAUUAAAAUGUCUGGAUGCAUUAUAGUCAUGUUUUGUAUACAAAAUAUCGCCAUGUUGAAAUAACCUGACCCGCUGUGUUUCACUAAACGUCGGAGAGAAUCUCGCGCUCAUGGAAGGUACGCUAGUAGCGUUGUUUAGUGAUUCGAAGAGUGCAAAUUACACAAUGAAACACACAUCGUCCUUUACCAGCAGAGACAACAGGAGAAUUAGUAGGCUACACCUGUAUGGCCGAACAGAAAAGGACUGAAGCCAGAAGAAAGAAAGAAAGAAAGAAAGAAAGAAAAGUGUAAACAUUGGUACAGCAAACACAAAGUGAAAACGCCUAAUGAUGGAGAAAAUCCUGAUGAUAAGUUUCUUUCAUUUUUGUUGGACAGGUAAGGGAAUUAACUCUUUCCCCACCAGCAUUUUUUUUUUUAUUUUUUAAAGUUGCCAGCCACCGCUAGCAUUUUUAAUAAUUUUUCACAAAAAAAAAAUCGUAGGCUAGGCUAUAUCAAUUUAUUCUAGCUUCAUGCAUUCUUUUCUUUUUUUUUAAUCAACACUUGAAUUUGGUACGUUUCGUUAAAAAACAUUUUGAACAAAAAAAAAAAAAAAAAAAUCGUGUUUUUGCCAAAGACUACAUGUGUCUUGCAUAAGCAAUGCUUUUAUAGUUUUUGCUCUUUUUUGACUGUUUUGAUCCGGAGAUUCUCUACUCUUUCAGAUGCUGCGUAAUAGCGCCCCCUACAGUGAAAACACGGAAAGCCGGAAAAUUCCGGGGAAGCGUUGUCUCAUAAAUGACACGUCAAUGGCGGGGAAAGAGUUAAAGCUACAAUAUGUAGUUUUUUCGCCGCUAGAGGUCGCCUGUUCAAAACAAAGGCGUAGCUUGAUGACGCAGAGUUUGAGCGCGGAAUCUUGGGACACGUUGUCUUCACCUCACAGCCAGUGGAAAAGAAUUGGGACAGGACUCAAGCAGAAAUCAUGUUCAUGGAUGAGAUUAUUAACAUUACUGUAGUGUGAGGCAGAGCAUGGCUGAGUGCUGUGUGAGCUGGACGAGGCCGCUGGAGUGAUUGUUAAUGAGAGACGAACGCGACACACGCCUCGCGAGCAGCGGAACUUUUAUUAUAUGCCGCAGUCGCCGGUGUCGCUUUUUCCGGUCAAGUGUAUGAGAACUCACGCGCUCCGGCUCAAAGGAGUUUAUGGAUGAAAAGAGGAGGGCUGUCAGCAGGACACAGGUCUGUACAUGCUGCAAAGAACGACUAGAGUUCAGCGUUAAGAGAAAGGUAUGGGGCCACGAAAAGUUUUGGUGACAGGAUGCUCCUCAGGAAUUGGUUUGGCGGUGGCUGUCCGUCUUGCAAAAGAUGAUUUAAGGCGCUUCAAAGUUGUGGCCACCAUGAGGGACCUGGAUAGGAGAGAAGCUCUGGAGAGAGCAGCCGGGGCGACUCUUAACCGAACCCUGGAGAUCCGACAGCUGGAUGCCACCUGUGAGGACUCCAUCAGAGAGUGUGUCAACAGCUUGUCAGAUCGACGAGUGGAUGUGUUAGUGAAUAAUGCUGGUGUAGGCAUGAUUGGUCCUCUGGAGUGUCAGAGUGUAAGUGCUAUGCAGGAACUCUUCAACACUAACUUCUUUGGCCUGGUGAGACUGGUGAAGGAAUUGCUGCCUGACAUGAAGCGACGUCAGAGUGGACAUAUCGUAGUGAUGAGCAGCGUCCUGGGCAUCCAAGGACUACUUUUCAAUGAUCUAUAUGCUGCCUCCAAAUUUGCUGUAGAAGGUUUUUGUGAGAGUCUUGCUGUGCAAGCUAUGAAGUUCAAUGUCAAGAUGACUUUAGUGGAGCCGGGCCCAGUUGUAACUGAGUUUGAGAACAAAGGGUAUGAGGAGGCAGAGAAGAUGGACCUGUCAGAGGCUGAUGAGGAGACAGCUCAAAUCUUCCGUCAGAUCUACCUGCCGUAUUCACGCAAAAUUUUUCACUCAAUCGGGCAGACACCUGAGGAGGUGGCAGAGCAAACGUUCAAGCUGAUUGUGUCCAAGAACCCUCCAUUUCGUCAUCAGACCAACCGUUUGUACAUGCCACUGACUGCCAUGAAGAAAGCUGACCCCACAGGGCGACUACCCAUAGACGCAUUCUAUAAAAUGAUCUUCCAGCAUGACCGUGUGUUCAACGCUAGUCUGAGUAUUAUGCGCAUCCUACACAGGAGAAUGGGUCAAGGUGCUGCCUAAAAAAACCCUCGGAGCCUGAGGAGAGAGAAUUCCGAUC